Brassicogethes aeneus is the source of this 4703-nucleotide messenger RNA. NCBI's taxonomy places the organism in Eukaryota, Metazoa, Arthropoda, Insecta, Coleoptera, Nitidulidae. The record is from the annotation of a GenBank genome assembly.
UAAAACGCGAUUAUUUUAUUAUAAAAGGGGUUUAUAUUUCAAAAAUAUUUAACAUGUAUAGACUUGUUAAAAUAGAUGCAUCUGCUAAUAUCUACAUUCCCACGAAAACCUUAGAACCACCCCAAAGCUGCUUUUAAAUGGCGUAAUAUAAUCUCGUCUAAUUAAAUUUUAAUGGCUAUUUUCAAAUUGUAAAAACCCGACUGCUUUAUUAUAAAUUAGAUAAUUAGUAUAUGACAUCUGUUAAUAUAUACUUUUCCCACAAAAAUCUUAAAACCAUCCUAGAUAGUUUUAAAAAUAGAAAAAUCUAAGCUAAUUAAAAUUUAGGGCUAAAACGAAAACGCCUCUUAAAUAAUAAGAUCGCCCAUAUUAUGUAACUUUUCAAACACGCCCUUGACGUUUGUAAUCUGAUAUAUGCCCAAUUAAAAUUUUAUGGCUAAAACGAAAACUUAUGGAAUGCGUCUAUAGGUCUUUGUCUAAAUCAUGUUUUUAAAACUACACGUUAGUAUUGCUGAAAUUUUAUUAUACCCCCACUAUAUUAGUGUGAGAUUCCCUAAAGUGUAGACAAUUCAGUUUUAUUUGUGUUCUGAAGCUUGAACGGUGCUGUAUACCAAAAUUAAUACCUAGUUUAUCAAAUUUUAAAAAAAAGUGUAAGUAACAAUGGGUUCUCAAGAAUAUAAAAAUAUUAUUUUGGAAGAGGAGUACGACCGUGUAAUUCCACGAUUUAAUAUUACGGCUCGUAGGAUGGUGUUCUCCUUUAGAACUUACACUGGAAGUCAGACUCCAAUCGAGUUUAUAGAGGUAAAUAUUCUUUUUAAAUAUAUGUUUAAUUAUUUAUGUUGUUAUUUUAUAGUUUUAAAUUAACACUUAUACAGUGGGUUCAAUUUAAAUAAACACUCAGUCAAUAUUUUUUUAAAUUCCUGUUUUUUAUAAUAAUAAUAAUAAUAUAUUUUUAUUUUUAGGACGGUUUAAACUCGCUACUAGAUAGAGGCAUGAGGGACUUCAACGAUGACGAUAGAGUUGGAAUUGUGUUUACCAACGCAGAGUUUCCAGAUCGUCCAUUGGCAAUUAGUAUAAGAAAAAGGAGCCAAAUAACUGCCUCAGUUAUUUUGGAUACUCUCGGCAGGGUCCUACAAAGCAACGCUAGUUUUUUCACAAAUAACCGACUAACUCUAGCAAUCGAUCGGGUUCUGUUACCGGUGGGACGUGGAAGGACUGCUCUGAAGGGCGACACGUACGAACAAUUCUGCAAAAAUAAGAGAGGUAUCGUAGUUGUUAAUAAUAAGGACAAUCAUUGUCUAGCCUAUGCUUUAGCCUUGGGUAUAGCCUAUCAUAAAGACAAAGCCGAUUUUAAAAAACUUAAAUUAAAACCUAUUCUUUUAAAAGUACGCGGUAGAGAGUUAUGUAGGGCUUUUGACGUGAAUCUCUCAAAUGGAGGGAGUCUUGAACAUGUUAAACGUUUUCAAGAUAAUUUAGAAGAUUUUACGAUUGUUGUGUACAAUAACAGAGGGGGGUCUGAAACAUAUUUUGAAGGGCCUAGAAAUGAAACGCGAAAAACAAUAAAUUUAAUUUUAGAAAACAAUCAUUAUAAUUUAAUACUAAGUUUAACAGCAGCAUUCUCUUCUGCAUACUUCUGCGAUUUAUGUAAAAAACGGUUUAGUAAUAAAGAAAAACAUGUUAAAUGUCCCUAUACGUGCCCUAACUGUCAUAGUACGCCUCCAUGUACGUCCGAGGUAGAGGAGAUAACCUGUGAAGAUUGCCAUAGGACAUUUAAAGGUAUCGCGUGUUUAAAUACACAUAAGGACAAACUUUGUUCAAAAUUACAUAGAUGUUUGACCUGUUUAAAUAGUUACUGGACUAAGGAUAACCAUAAAUGCGGAUACAAAUACUGUCCUACGUGUUUAUGUGUGAAACCUGUUCGUCAUAAUUGUUAUAUGCAACCAAAUCGCAUAAGUGAUAAAGUUAAAAAAUCGCUCGAGACCGAUUUUUUGUUUGUCUUUUAUGAUUUUGAAUGUAUGCAGGAAAAAGAAUUAUCCAGUAAUAUAUUUUUACAUGAACCAAACUUAUGUGUAGUACAGCAAGUUUGUUCUAAUUGUAUAACGGUUGAUAACAUCGAUUUAGAUUGCAAUAAGUGUGGCAAACGAAAACAUAUUUUUUCAGAAGAUCCUGUCGGGUCACUUUUAAAUUUUCUACACGAAUUCGAAAAGAAAAAGUUUAAUGUUUUUGCUCUGGCACACAAUUUGAAGUCUUACGACGGAUGUUUUAUAACAAAACAUGUUUUUAAAGAUGUAAACAGGUGGAACCCUACCAUUAUUAGAAAUGGGUGUAAAUUUGUUUCUAUAACUUGCAAUAAAAUUAAAUUUAUUGAUAGCUUAAAUUAUAUGCCACUGCCUCUAAAUAAACUUCCAAAUGCAUUUAAAUUUGACGAAGUGAAGGGAUAUUUCCCGCAUUUAUUUAAUAGACGCGAAAAUAGUGAUUAUGUAGGUUCUUUACCUGAUCCCUCUUUUUAUAUGCCCGAUUCAAUGACAUUAGACGCUCGAAAUAAAUUUUUCGAAUGGUAUAAUAAGCAAAUAUCGAAUAAGGUUGUAUUUAAUUUUAAAAAUGAAUUAAUUAAAUACUGCAUCUUAGAUGUGGAUAUUUUACGGAAGUCGUGCAUUAAAUUUCGCGAGUGUUUUAUUAAAGUUACAAAUAUUGAUCCUUUCCAAGAGGCCACAACAAUAGCUAGUGUAUGCAAUAAAGUAUUUAGGCGCAAUUUUCUGCAACCUGAAACCAUAGGAAUUAUUCCUCCUAAGGGUUACAGAAUGACAGACAAUUGCUCUGAAAUUGCUCUUAAGUGGUUAUGUUGGAAAGAAUCUUUAUUUCCCGAUAUUAUUCAUGCCGGUAACGGUCAAGAGAUUAGACUUAAAGAAAAUCUCACAGUUGAUGGUUUUUGUGCGACAACAAAUACAGUUUUCGAAUUUGAUGGCUGCUACUUUCAUGGAUGUGAAAAAUGCUAUCCGCAUCAAACAACAUCUUUUCAAAACACGACAGAUAAAAACGAUUCAAUGUUUACAAGACGCGAUAAAACUAUAGCGAAACAUCAAAGAAUUAGAAAUGCCGGGUAUAAUUUUGUAACGAUUAGAGAGUGUGAUUUUAAAGAGAUGUUGAGAAAUGAUGCGGAAUUAAGAGAUGCUGUUAAUAAUAAUUUUAAAUAUUCACAUUUGCCAUUGAAUCCGAGAGACAGUUUUUUUGGUGGUCGUACGAAUGCUAUAAAAUUGUACCAUAAAAUAUCAAACGACGAUGAGAGCAUUCUUUACUUCGAUAUAUGCAGUUUAUACCCCUUUAUAAAUAAAUAUAAAAAAUAUCCCAUUGGUCAUCCUAAAAUUCAUAUCGGCAAUGAAGCGUGCAGGAAAUUACCUCUGGAUACGGUAGAAGGUCUUAUUAAAUGUACUGUGUUGCCACCUAGACAUUUGUAUCAUCCUGUUCUACCGUAUAAAUGUAACGGUAAAUUAAUGUUUCCCUUAUGUAAAGCUUGUGUAGAAUCAUUGAACCAGGAACAAUGUUUGCAUACAGAAGAGGAACGUCAAUUUACAGGUACAUUCGUUGUCGAUGAAUUAAGGAAAGCGAUUUCUUUAAAUUAUAAAAUCUUGGAAAUUUAUGAGGUAUGGGAGUAUAAAGUUAAGCAAUUCGAUAAAGAUACUAAGUCGGGAGGCCUAUUUUCAAAAUAUGUUGAUACGUUUUUGAAAAUAAAGCAGGAAUGCAGCGACUGGCCUAAAUGGUGCAAAACAGAUGAGGAUAAAAUCUCAUAUAUUGUAUCCUAUUUAGAACGUGAAGGCAUUAAAUUAGAUGAGUCCGAAAUAUGUCAUAACGCGGGUUUGAGAUUUAUUGCCAAAUUAAUGCUAAAUAGUUUCUGGGGUAAGUUCGGUCAGAGAGCAAAUUUGAUGCAAACCGCAGUAAUCACUAAACCCUUUGAGCUAUUUACCAUGUUAACUGACCCUUCUGUUAUUGUUAACAAUAUGGUGAUUGUUAGUGAGGAAAUGCUUCUUAUAUGUUGGACUAAACAUGAAGACGCUAUUUUACCAUUAAACACCGUUAAUGUUGCUAUAGCAGCGUAUACCACGGCUAUGGCGCGAUUGGAGCUUUACUCAUAUUUAGAAAAACUUGGUAAACGAGUACUUUACUUUGACACAGAUAGUGUUAUAUUUACGUAUAAAAAGGGUGAAUGGAAACCCGAGGUAGGUGACUAUUUAGGUAUGUUAACAGAUGAAGUAGCUGAAUACGGUCCUGGCAGUAAAAUUACGGAGUUUGUUAGCGGAGGGCCUAAAAAUUACGCCUACAAAGUUUAUAUUGCGAGUACAAAAGAAUAUAAGACUAUUUGCAAAGUAAAGGGUAUAACUCUUAAUGCAUUAAAUAGUGAAUCCGUUAACUUUGAACAAUUAAAAGCCAUGGUAUGCGAUAAUGCGGAACCAAUAUAUGUCCACAAUAAUCGUAAAAUCUGUAUUACGGCCGACUAUGAUGUUAUAUCGCGACCCGAAUCAAAGAUAUAUAGGAUUGGAUAUACAAAACGGCGAAGGAUAGAGAACAACUACGAUACCUUACCGUACGGGUUCCUAGAGGUUGUCAAUGAAGAGAGUGAGUUGAACAUGAAUGAUCCUUCAAAAGAUGAGAGCGAAUACAGAGAAAUGGAUGAAAAAAUUCCAUUUUAUAUGGAUGGGUGGACAUUAUAA